Molecule: messenger RNA, 2257 nt
Organism: Boeremia exigua
Lineage: Eukaryota; Fungi; Ascomycota; Dothideomycetes; Pleosporales; Didymellaceae
Exons: 6
Coding region: 90-2090 (666 amino acids)
Biological process (GO): DNA-templated transcription; regulation of DNA-templated transcription
Cellular component (GO): nucleus
Molecular function (GO): zinc ion binding; DNA-binding transcription factor activity, RNA polymerase II-specific; DNA binding
Source: RefSeq, a predicted model, not a curated record
GCUAGAAGGCACCAGGUGUUCACUUCAUAUGCCAAUGUACUACUGCUUUUGGUCAUCAGCUUACAAACCCAUUUCCCCCAGCUUUAACUAUGCAGGCUCAAAAAGACGGUAGAGCGACAACCUCGUGCACAGAGUGCCAACGGCGAAAGCAAAAGUGCUCGCGCGAAUGGCCAUGUAACCAUUGUCAAGCAAGGAAGGUCGCUCAUCUGUGCCAGUUCGCUAUCAAAAAGUCGCAGCAUGAGUCUUCAACAGACUCUGUACGGGAGAGUCUUGAUGAGGGUAGAUUGCAGAAAAGAAGUCGUCCUGAUUCUCCAUCAGCUGAUGAUGUUGCUACUCUCCCGCAUAACAGCGAGGUUGAUCAGCGGGCUGAGGACAGUCUAAAGGUUUGGGGCUAUAUGCCAGGUCAUGUGCAUUGGAAAGUCGGUACCGUCGAUACCACUUCUCCAAGGAAAGAAGCGCCUUCAGAAGGCUCAGCAGCAGGAAUCGUCGAGCAUAUACUGCACGCUGUGCCGCCAAGAUCGAUCACUGACGCAUUCAUCAACCACUUCCUGAACGUGGUCAACUACCGAUAUUGCGCGAUCUAUGCUCCAGUUUUUACAGAUUGUUACGUAAAGUGGUGGGCUGAUCGAGCUGGAGGUAGACAACUGUCUCCAGAGUUCACUUGUCUACUUCUUAGAGUUUGCGCGUACUCUGUCCAAUAUCUCACACCAUCUUUACGGAAGAUGAUCGAGUUUGAGCUAGCUUGUAACCUGCAACAGCUCACCGAGCGCUUCUCAAACGCUGCGGAGCAGCUCAGUCAGAGUUUUACGGCUUCCAGCACAUGCAUCGAACGUGUUCAAGAGCAAUUCCUGAAAGGAGCAUGGCUCAAGUCAGAGUCUAAAAUCGUUGAGUCAUGGCAUGCGCUGGGUUGUACGAUACGCGAGGCACAAGAGCUGGGCAUCGACAGAGAUGCUCACAUUGAGGGGCUGAGCGAAUUCGAAAUCGAGAUCCGGAGGAGGAUAUGGGCUCUGUUGUAUAUCUGGGAUUGGCAAAUGGGGGCUUGGCUAGGACGACCAAAUCUCAUUGACCAGAAGAAUCUUAACUUCAAGUUACCGAACUUGAGGUUAGACCAGUCAACCUCCAACCGAGACUUACUGUCGCCAUUCGCACACAUGGCCCUUCAAGCAAAUCUCGGCCGACGAGUAAACACUCUCAUGGGCGAUGCGCGGUCUGUAGACGCCCUGUCCGCUAAUGAGAUCAUCAACAUAGAACACGAGCUGGAUGAAUUUAUCAACGAGCUCCCCGCCGUUUUCCGGAUCCGUGGUCCAGAUACCUCAUUCGAUGUCGAGCAUCCAUACUUCGUCCUUCAACGUCAUCAGCUCCAUACUGUGCUAUAUGUAACCAAGCUCGAUUUUUUGAAGCCAUUCCUUACACGAGAUCGAAAUGAUAAGAAGACCGAUCAAGACGAUGAGUUACGAGCCAUGGGCAUAAGACUGGCUCUUGAACUUCUCGCCGUUGCCCGACGCCUUUUCGAUCACGAGUUUCCUAUCAAUGCCAAGUUCCAUAUGGUCGUGUUCUCUAUCUUCGACACCUCAACAGUCCUAUGCUCUGCCAUCAUCCACGAUCGCGAAAGGCGUUUACCUCAACGAGAUCAAGUGCUAAGCGCCAUCGAGAGUUCUCUCGGUAUGCUGCACCAACUCAGUCUAAUCACGAAGCUCGGUGCAUCAUCCUUCGCCUUCCUUUACAAGCUGGUCCAAAGUCAUCCUGAAUUGUCACGUGGUACUGGGAGUGUCAAGCGGCCGCGAAAACAGUCUUUGAGUUCUCUUCACUCUCUCGAGCCUCCGCCACUUGUACAUCAUUCGUCCUCACGAGAUUCCGCCACCAGCGUGAUCGAUCCACCUUUCCAGGUGUCAGUUGCCCCACUAGACCCAUCACGAACAUCUAUACCCUUGGAGCCGACAUCUACAACAUCACUCCACACCGACCUCACAUUUGAUCUUGAUCAGUUCCUUGUGCAACAUCCUCUUGGAACUGCAACGGAUCUGGAUAUUGGUGGGAUAGAACAAAUUUGGGACUGGGAAGACCUGAAUUUAAGUCAGUUUCCCUGUUAGUCAUGAGCGAAGAUGUAGUUGACUGGCUGUUCUCGAAACGUGAGACUAGACACUGCUCGGUUAUCUACUACCCUAAGCUAUGCUUAUACGCCACAGAGUUUGGUGUCACAACAUUUUCAGGCGUCUGUCGAGCUCCAUUGAAAGUCUGUGGAAGGGGGGGGGGCUCA